GGCCCGGAGCGGAGCAUGGAGCAGCCUCCGCUCACUGCAUCUCCGGUUGAUACAAUCUGACUAGGCGAGUCUGCCUGCCUGUCACAUACUUAGCUCAUAUUAAUUGGAUGUCCGGUUUGCCUAUUGGGGGCUCAUCAGUGGAUCGAAUCCUUCCGCUUUGCCCGAUGGUCUUCCUCUGUGGGCCGUCGACGCGAUGGCAGUGCUGCUCUGCUGCUCCGUCCCACCUAUUGCAAGGCUAACAGGACCGGAAGACUCACUAGCAACCACCAACCAGCCAUGGCUGCAGUCUCAAAUCCACUAUUGGUCAAGCCAGAACUUGGGGUUCGUCAGCCUUGUGUCCCGCCGCUACAACCCCAAGACCCCCCUCACGCAUUGCACAUGUCUCAGGUUCUCUUCAAAAACCCUUUUUCCAUUUCCUGACUUGAGAAACUCCAAUAUUGUAUCGCGCAGCCAUGUCUCGAAAGCCCACUACAUCAGAACCGACGAAGCGGAGGAGAGCAGGCGGCACAAGGUCGCGGAAUGGGUGUCGCACCUGUCGCGCCCGCCGUAUUAAGUGCGACGAAACUCCAAACCAAUGUAAAAAUUGCACAUCAACCGGGCGCUCCUGCACCUAUGACAUCCACCGACUCCCGCGCGCAGAAAAUAACACGCACCGUCAUCCCCCAAACCUACUCACUCAAGUAACGGAUGGCUUUCGCUGGGCGAUAACAUCCGACGAGCGGCGCUGCUUCUCGCACUUUCAACACUUCACAAUCCCAGGACUACUGGAACUCUUCGACUCGGAACUAUGGAAACAGCUCGUCCUUCAGAUCAGUUACUCCGAGCCAGCGGUCUACCACGCUGCGGUAGCCUUGAGCGCCGUACAUCAGGACGUGGAGGUAUCGGGGAUGCCAUUGCCAGGUCAGACUCGGCAGAAUAUCUGGCAGAAGUUUGCACUCGAACAGUCCGCACGCUCGUUCGGGAUUCUGAGUCGACGGCAUGCGAGUGAUCCCCACUUGCGAGAAGUCAUGCUGCUCUGUUGCCUCCUGUACUCGCUCCUAGAGCUCUUACAAGGUCAAUACGAGCGAGCAUGCCACCAUCUCCAAGGCGGCCUACGCAUCCUCCGAGAGCUCAAGGUCCAGGAGCCUCUAGUAGACGAGACCGAAUCACCGGUGGAGAAAUGCCUAGUAGCAGCCUUCGUACAGCUCGAUAUCCAGUCGACAUAUUACGGCGUCGACGGGCCAGUUCUAUGCGUGGACAACGAACUAGGCAAGUACCAAUGGCAACUGAAGGAAUCCGACUCCUUCACAAGCCUGAUCGAGGCCCGUCAAGCCAUCGAGCCCCUAGUCAGUGGCGUGUUUCGUUUCACAUCGCAAUCCUGGCCACUAUCUCCCGCCGACGUGGCGAGAGAUUACAACUCCCUGCUUCCACGUCAAUACCAACUCCUCUCUCAACUAACCCACUACGCCGAACUAUUCACCCCAUUCUACAGCCACACAUACCCCACCCUCACACGAAAAGAGCAACGCGGCUCCGACAUCAUCUACAUCCUCCACCGGACCCUCACAUUAUCCGUGAAAACCUGCCUCCUAGCCAAGAACCCCGCCGUACUCGACCUCUACACACCAGAGUACCAAGAAGUAUUAUACCUCGUCGAGGCACUCUUACAGCGCUACCCGGAACGCCCAGCAUUCACACUCGACGUGGUCAUCCUACCCAGUUUAUACCUGAUCUCAUUCGGAUGCUACGAUAUCCGGGUACGACUACGCGCCAUCGAAGUGCUGCAGCAAUGGCCGCAUCGCGAAGGACUGUUCGAGUCGAAGUGGACAUCGUUCCUCCUACUCGAAUUUGUGAAAGCAGAUAUCAAGAAGGACGCGGAGAAUGUGCCAGCAGGAACGAUGGAUGAGAAGUCGGAUACUGGGUCAAGUUCCACUGCGAGCUCGCCAUCCGCUACGGUGGAUCAGUACAUGUCUACUGUGGGACACAUUGAGCGCAUUCAGCAGCAGAUCAUGAGUGGCCAGGACUUUGUCUUUCAGGAUGCCCUGCAGAGCGCGGAUUAUUUGACUUCGUGGUCGUGUGUGAAGGCGAUUGCGCCGAAGAGGGGGGCGCAUGCUUAACUGAAUACAUCAUACUGUGCCCACCCUAUCUACAAUAUACUAAAUAUAGUAUCUUAGAAAAGUGACACACAUUGCUAAUGAUCACCACUCAAGAACCACAAUGAUCCAUCUCCUCCCACCCCUGCCUCAACCGCGCAUAGCACUUCUGCAUCGGCCACGAAUGCAAAUCACGCGUCCGAUCAA
Messenger RNA from Aspergillus piperis CBS 112811, 2279 nucleotides. Its product is annotated as Zn(II)2Cys6 transcription factor domain-containing protein. Gene Ontology annotation, molecular function: zinc ion binding; DNA-binding transcription factor activity, RNA polymerase II-specific. The coding region runs from base 453 to 2096 and encodes 547 amino acids. NCBI's taxonomy places the organism in Eukaryota, Fungi, Ascomycota, Eurotiomycetes, Eurotiales, Aspergillaceae. Gene Ontology annotation, biological process: regulation of DNA-templated transcription. The record is from RefSeq and is a predicted model, not a curated record. The transcript has 2 exons.